AGUGCAAGCAAAACGAAAGGUUUGCGUUUACGUCGUACGUCGCAAACAAAGGACAGUCCAGUCUCAGUCUCAGUCAGUCCUCAGUCGCUGUGCACCACUGGGCGCGGAAGGUAAGGUUAGGUUCACCUCUGACUCUCGUUCUCCUGUCGUCGCUAGACUCGACCAGCACCAUGAUCGACCAAGUGCCGGAUGACGUGCUAGCCAUGGUGAUGUCGCUCCUCAGCGUGAAGGACAUCUUGGCCUGUCGCCCCGUGUGCAAACGUCUGGCGGCCCUGGCCCAGCACCCCGACGUGUGGCGGCACCAACGCCUUGACAUGCACCGCCGCCACGAGUGCUGUCCAGCGAUGCGCCUGGCGCCGUGCGUGCGCCAGAUCAUAGCCUACGCCCCGACCAAAAGACAGCCGUGUCGCCACACUGACCUACGGACAACCACGUGCGCCGCCAGGGAGCUGUCGAUCUCCAUGAGCAUAGGGCACUGUGGGCCCGAGGAGGCCGCGGAAGUCGUCCAGAUCGUCAAACAGCAGGAGGCGCUCGGCCGGCUGCGAGCCGUGAGUUACAGCUCGUUCUCGGGCGCGCACUCUGAACGAAGACAGCAUCGACUUGCUGUUCGGGGCGCUGGCUUCAACACGCGGCCUCGAGGCGGUCACGGUCGGCGUUCAAGACAGCUGGGGCGUGCAAGUUGCGCCCACCAUCGGGCAGCGUGGAACCAUCGCGCCGUCCUUGAAGAGCUUCACCUGCGAUGUUCUGCCCUGGACGGUGGCCUUCUGCAACUACAUGCUGGCCGGGCACGCCGCCACCCUUGAGGCGGUUAGCUUCAUAGGCGCCGACCUCUCUCCUAUCGAUGCCGCCUUCUUUCCUAUCGACGUCGACGCCGCCCUCUCGCCGCUCCGCCUGCUGGUCGGCAUGCCUAACCUCCGCCAGCUGACCUCCCGCCUGAUGCCCGGGCUGAGGGAGGUGGCCGCGUGCAAGUCGUUGCGAUCGCUGAAGCUCACCGUGGAUGCCGAAGUAGAGUCCGUCAGUCAGGAACACGAACACGGGGCUCUGGAGCUCCUCCGCAGCGCCCACCAGCUCCGAUCCCUUCAUCUCCACUUUCUUCAUGAUGUUGAUGUUGAUGAAGAUGGUGACAUUAUUGAGAUUUUCGCUGACGAUCUUAUUGGUGCCCUCGCGUCUUCUGGACGGUCACAAGUGGAGGUGCUGUUCAUCGAAGUCGAGGGAGCAAGUCAUGACCUCAUCCUGGGCCAGCUGGGGUCCGCGCUGCCCUCGCUGCCAUCCCUGCGACGGCUCGAGAUUAACAUGGACCAGGACCCGGACAUGCUGCUGCGCCUCAUCACCCCCGUCACUGCCCCGUCCCUGCGGAGCCUUCAGAUACGAGCCUUUGAGGCGACUCAUGAUAUUUGCGCUCACGCGUUCUUGCACAGUGAGGAACUCGAGUCGCUCAUGUCGAGGAACCCCUUGCUCCACGUGGAGCAACAAUACGUGUCUUGCCGCGCAUUCAGAAACAUGUGCGACGUGUGCAAGCUAAGCUGUCACAAAGAUGUGGAUGAAUUCGAAUUGUUAGGAACUUUCGCGCACCCAAAAGACGAGUGUCCCUCCCCAGAGGCGCACGCUGCCAUCGAACGAUGCUGUUGGGUUCACAUCAACGAUGUACAACAUUGAAUUAUUAUUUCCGUGUUGUGAAUUAUUCACUAUGCAUACAC
Frankliniella occidentalis (western flower thrips) is the source of this 1697-nucleotide messenger RNA. RefSeq lists its product as uncharacterized. NCBI's taxonomy places the organism in Eukaryota, Metazoa, Arthropoda, Insecta, Thysanoptera, Thripidae. The record is from RefSeq and is a predicted model, not a curated record. The coding region runs from base 775 to 1656 and encodes 293 amino acids. The transcript has 4 exons.